AUGAAGCCUUCUAGGCUUCAAGAUCAUUUUAAUAAAAUACACCCGGAUAAGAAAGACAAAGAUGUGACCUAUUAUCAAGACAUGAAAAAGAAGUACGAAAUUCAGCCAACUAUAUCAAAACUUUUUUCAUCAGCUUCUAAGCAAGACGAUGACGGACUUCGAGCUUCGUACAAUAUCUCAUUGUUGAUUGCCAAAUCAGGGAAACCACACACUAUUGGGGAAGAUUUAAUUUUACCAGCAAUCAAAGAAACUUGUCAAUUUUCAAUUCAGCUGGAUGAGUCCACUUUACCCACCAAUAAAGCACUGUUAUUGUCAUACGUGAGGUUCAUUAAGGAUGAGAAAAUAUGUCAAGAAUUAUUGUUUGCUACAAAUUUGGAAACGGAUACAAAAGGAGAAACUAUAUUUAAUACUCUUGAAAAGUUUUGUGCCGAAAAGGAAAUUCCUUUGAAUAAUAUUUUGUCAAUUGCUACGGAUGGCGCACCGGCUAUGACAGGGCGUCACAAAGGCUUAAUAGCGUGCUUAAAAAAUAAAGAUCCUGACGUGCUUGCUGUGCAUUGCGUAAUUCAUCGCCAGCAUUUGGUUGCGAAAACUCUGAAUGAACGCCUCCAUAUAUCACUGCAAUAUAUCAUCAGAUCAGUCAAUAAAAUCAGAAGCAACUCGUUGAAUGACAGAUUAUUCAAUCAGCUUUGCAUUGCCAAUGAUGAAGAUGUCAACCGACUGCUGCUUCACACAGAGGUGCGCUGGCUGUCAAAAGGUACUUGCUUGGCUCGAUUUUACAAUCUGUUUGGAUCUGUGAUAGAGUUCCUAGAAAACAAAGACCCAGAAUUGCGCGACAACCUCAUCUCAUCAAAGAAAGAUAUUGCGUACUUGACAGACCUGUAUAAAUUGUUUAAUGAUGUCAACCUCCAACUUCAAGGUGAUGACUUAAACUUGAUUAAAACAAAAAAUAGCAUUGCUGCUUUCGUAUCCAAACUACUAUUAUACAAAAGAAAUAUCAGCAGACGGGAAUUCAACAACUUCCCAAAUUUAUCACGAGUAUCAUUCAAUAACGACGACUUGCUUGUUUACUGUCAACACUUGGAAAACCUCCACAGAGAUUUCAAGGAAAGAUUCCAGGACGUUUUAAACAUGGACAUACCAGACUGGGUUUUGGAUCCUUUUUCAAAUGUUAACACAGCAGGGUCAUCCCAGUUAGAAGAAGAACUAAUAGAACUGACGACAAAUGAGGAAUUAAAAAUUAAAUUCAAGAAUGGCUACCAAGAAUUUUGGCUGCAGAAGCCGAUUUCACAACUGUACCCAGGAUAA
Messenger RNA from Diatraea saccharalis (sugarcane borer), 1305 nucleotides. The record is from the annotation of a GenBank genome assembly. Lineage: Eukaryota; Metazoa; Arthropoda; Insecta; Lepidoptera; Crambidae.